AUGAUCGUUAACCGAGUAUCUUUUGGGUUGGAGAAUAUGCCCCGUUAUGAAAUUUUGACUAAGUGGAGACUUUCUGAUGUUGUUCUCUGCGUUGUGUUUUUCCUUCUAAACAUCCCGCUGUAUUAUGCAAAGCCUUUUGAAAGACAAUUCUACGUGAAUGAUCCGACACUGGGCCACCCACAUGCCAAACACCAAAGGGUAGACAACGAUGCUUUGUUUUUCUACAGUAUAGCCGUGCCUGUUAUAACUAUAACUUUGUUUACAUUAGUCGUUGCGGACUCUAGGCACAAAUUUUACCUAAUGUACACCUCCCUCUUGGGGCUAAUAUUAUCCUGGCUAACCACCAUUUUGGUGACAGACUACUUAAAGAAUUGGAUCGGCAGACCUAGACCAGACUUCUUGGCACGCUGUAAGCCUCGUGCGGACGCACCCUUGAACGUCUAUGUAACGGCCAAGGAAGUUUGCACCACAAGCAAUAUCUCGCGUUUGAUGGACGGUUUCAGAUCAACUCCUUCAGGCCAUUCAAGUGAAAGCUUUGCAGGACUUGGCUACUUGUAUUUGUGGCUGUGCGGACAACUGUUAACUGAAAAUCCUAGAGUAGGGGCAUGGAGAAAGUGCGUCGCUGGCCUGCCAUUGCUGGGUGCUGCAACUAUUGCACUUUCCAGGACAGAAGACUACAGACAUCAUUUCGUUGACGUGGUUUUGGGUAGCGCCUUGGGGAUGCUUAUAGCCUACUGGGGAUACUCCAGAAUUUUCCCAUCCAUCUCGAGCGCUGUGCCAUUCAAGCCGCUUCUGGACGAUAGCGACGUGACUCUCGAGCCUGCUCAGCAGCCAGACCGUCCUCAAGAUGAAGAGAUGACACCACUGACCGUUAACUAA
Lachancea fermentati is the source of this 879-nucleotide messenger RNA. Lineage: Eukaryota; Fungi; Ascomycota; Saccharomycetes; Saccharomycetales; Saccharomycetaceae. The record is from the annotation of a GenBank genome assembly.